AUGAUUUCGAACGGGCAUUUGGUUGACGGGUCGUGGAACCUGAGAUUUUACGUCACGGAUCUUCAGGUUGAGAGGACAUUGAGGGUUAAAGGAGAUCUUCAUAUCGGUGGAGUCAUUCUUAAUUUGGUUGAAGAUUUAGAAACGGUGAAUUCAAUGUCAUUCAAUCCGUAUCAAGGUCAAACGCAGUUUCUCAUGUACUUAACUAUAAAUGCAUUUGUUUCUCUUAUUACGAAAAAAAAAAAAAUAUGUAAAUGUUAG
Messenger RNA from Pediculus humanus corporis (human body louse), 258 nucleotides. RefSeq lists its product as uncharacterized. Gene Ontology annotation, biological process: cell-matrix adhesion; integrin-mediated signaling pathway. Gene Ontology annotation, molecular function: integrin binding. Lineage: Eukaryota; Metazoa; Arthropoda; Insecta; Psocodea; Pediculidae. Bases 1 to 258 code for a protein of 85 amino acids. The record is from RefSeq and is a predicted model, not a curated record. Gene Ontology annotation, cellular component: cell-substrate junction. The transcript has 2 exons.